Messenger RNA from Lachnellula hyalina, 1851 nucleotides. RefSeq lists its product as uncharacterized. Lineage: Eukaryota; Fungi; Ascomycota; Leotiomycetes; Helotiales; Lachnaceae. The coding region runs from base 1 to 1851 and encodes 616 amino acids. Gene Ontology annotation, cellular component: nucleus. Gene Ontology annotation, biological process: positive regulation of transcription by RNA polymerase II. The record is from RefSeq and is a predicted model, not a curated record. Gene Ontology annotation, molecular function: transcription cis-regulatory region binding; DNA-binding transcription factor activity, RNA polymerase II-specific; zinc ion binding. The transcript has a single exon.
AUGGCCUUGGUCAACGACUCUCAAAUCGCAAAGAAACCUGCUAAGAGGUCCCAUACCGGGUGCAAAACUUGUCGUCGAAGAAAGAAAAAAUGCGAUGGUAUGUGUCCCAAAAGCAAAUUCGAUUACUUUUACCCUAAUGCUCACACCGAGGCCGAAUAUGACGAGGAUUUGAAAGAUGCGGAUAAGAGCCUCAGAGUGCUAAUUACCCCAACAGAACAGAGACCAGAAUGCGGGAACUGUGAAAAGGCAAAUGUCGUCUGUGAAGGAUAUGAUCAGAAACUGCUUUUUGAAACCAGGGAGCAGGCCAGGAAGGCCAGAAAGGCCAGGGGAAUAUAUUCAGAGCUGAGACCGGCGAUUAGCAGCCCUAUGAGCUCUACCGGAAACAUUUCAAACAUCUUCCAACCUCAGACUUUGGCGUUCUCCCAUGAUACUCCGUCGACGUAUUAUGGACUAGAAUAUUGUCCCAAUGCCUUGGACUUUGGAAUUGGCUCAUUUGAAAUCCCAUCAGCUCCUUCGAACUUUGAUAUUCGUCCACUUGGCAGCUACGAGGACGGGCCCCGAUACAACACACACUCCUUAAUCCCAGCAAAGGAAGCAUGUACGCUACAAGAGGCGGACUUGAUCCAGAAUGUCGCACAGGAGAAUGUCUUACCUCCGGACCUACCGUAUUUGAUCAGAGGCCUAGAAACAGAGCUUCACAGAUGUCUCUUCUACCACUUCACUCAGACCAUGUCACGGUUGUUAACAAUCUCCAACAGGGACGAUAACCCUAUGAACGUUGAAGUCAUCCCUCUGGCAAUGCGUGACAGAAAUGUUAUGGAAAUGGUCCUCUGCCUGGCUGCUUCCCACCGUUUGAAGUCUCAACAGACCGGAAUUGAGGAACUUUGCCGCGAGAGAAAUCGGCUACAUAAAGACAUUUGUGAUCUGCAAUCUCAUCGUGUUCGAGAUUUCGACAAAAAGCUGAGAAUAACAGAAACAAUUCCUCUCUCGGUUCCAGACCAAGAUAUUGUAGUCGCUACGUCUCUACUUCUAUGCCUGUACGAACUCUGCGAAGGCGCUAGCAAUAUGACUUGGAGAACGCAUCUCGACAGUGCACGUCAGGCUCUAACGAUGGGACCACGAAGUCCAGAAUCAGAUAUAGAUGACUGCGAAUCGGGUAUCAUUAUCACAGAGGUCAAUCCCUUCCUCCUCGAAUAUUUUGUCUAUCACGAUUCUAUCGCGACGGUGACAUUACCAUCGCCCUCUUCAAAACCUCAUUUCCGGGGUUCCUCAAAAUGCUCUUCUCAUAAUGCCUCACUGAUAGGCGUAACUGAUGGUCUUUGCAAAUUCGUCACUCGCAUAUCAGCCAUUCGUGCUCUGGCUGAUGCUAGUCCACGCCAGCCAGACGGCAAUGUAGUUGCACAAGCUGUGGCCAUAUGGCACGAUCUAGAUGACUGGAAGUCAAGAGCCACGCUGUCGAGUAAAUUCGGGAUGAUUGCACAAUUUUAUCAGUGGGCUUUAUGGAUCUGGCUUUAUUCGAUCGUGUACCCUGACGGGAAAGCAGACGCUGCUGUACAAAAUGCGGUCCGGCUGAUGGCUACUGGCAUGAAUCAGAUCAAGUGCGGAGAUGGAGCGAUGGCCUGCCUACUUUUCCCGCUCUUCAUCACCGGCUCCGCAGCAAUCAAGGAUGAGGACAGGACCACUAUUGAGGCGCACUUCCGGCGGCUUAAGGAAUGGAGUUCGCUCGGCAACAUUGACGUUGCGCAAGCUGUGGUGAAGAAGAUGUGGGCGAACCAUGACAUGGGCCUGCCGAAUUCUUGGGCCUGGGUGAAGCAGCUGGAGAGUAAUGGCAUGAGCAUUCUCGUCACCUAG